Molecule: messenger RNA, 273 nt
Organism: Cynocephalus volans (Philippine flying lemur)
Lineage: Eukaryota; Metazoa; Chordata; Mammalia; Dermoptera; Cynocephalidae
Product: small ribosomal subunit protein eS27-like
Exons: 2
Coding region: 1-273 (90 amino acids)
Biological process (GO): translation; ribosomal small subunit assembly
Cellular component (GO): cytosolic small ribosomal subunit; ribosome
Molecular function (GO): RNA binding; structural constituent of ribosome
Source: RefSeq, a predicted model, not a curated record
AUGGCGUAUGGCAAUAUCUCACCUUCAUCUUAUGAUCUUCUCCAUCCCUCUUCAGGAGACGAAAAGAGCAAACACAGGAAGAAACACCUGGUGCAGAGCCCUAAUUCCUACUUCACGGAUGUGAAGUGCCCAGAGUGCUAUAAAAUCACCACGGUCUUUAGCCAUGCACAAAUGGCAGCUCUGUCUGUUGGCCGUGCCACUGUCCUCUGCCAGCCUACAGGGGAAAAAGCAAGGCUUACAGAAGGAUGGUCCUUCAGGAGAAAGCAGCACUAA